GCCUGAACCAAUAUGGAUGUUAUACCUUGCAUCAGAAGUAUAGCACCAACACCUAAUUAGCUCUCUCCUGAGCCCAAAGUCACUGAGCCCAACUCUCUCUUCAUGAUGCAGUGUGUGGUUUGAGAUAAAUGAUAUAACAUUAAGGUCAAGGUGGUUGAAUCUCAAGCAGUAGGGAGGCGGAAGCAAGCCAAGGGAGCUCCGUACCCACUGAUCCCACAGGACUCACUGAAGACACCGGAACUGUACUUGCAGUGUUGGGUUUUAAUGCACUCUGUAUUGUGGCUAUCUGUUUAUCUCCUGAAGAAUAGACUUUGGGGAGACAAAAAACAGGAGGGAAGGGACACGGAGUUGUAAGGUAGUUGGGUGGGCUCUAAAAAGCAGACAAAGGAUUUGGGUUUUUUUUAAAAAAAAAUUAUAACAAUUUGCUUUGAAGAAUUGGGGGUUGCAAAUUUUAGGAUUCUAACAAAAGCUAUUAGAUCAGGGGCACAACAGAAUCUGAUUUUGGCGUAACAGCAUUAUUGCAUGCAGUUGGAUAUCAUAGAUGUAACUCCUCUCAGCUAACUCGCAUCCUCUGUUUCAAGAGUUUGUAUGAUUUGAAAAAAAUAUAUAUAUAUAACACCCUCAUUUUGAUUAUCAUUCAGUCCGCUAUAUUGGACCCAGGGCUGUUGAAUAUCAUAGUUUUUUUUUUUAAUUUUUUUUACUUGUUUUAAGUAUGGUUAACGUAACAUAGCCUGCAGGUGUAGUUAAGUAAGGACUACGGGGUAGGAAGUUCCUUUAAUGGGACCCUGCCUCCUCUCAUACUUUCCCUUCCAUGUUUCAGCGACGACGUGUUCUUUUCUCUCCCCCCUUCGUGUGUGUGUUACAGCACCCCGAUAGCAAGAUGAUGCAGAUUAACCUGACUGGCUUCCUGAACGGCAAGAAUGCCCGGGAAUUCAUGAAGGACCUAUGGCCCCUGUUGCUCAGUGCCCAGGAGAACAUUGCUGGUAUCCCCUCUGUCUUCUUGGAACAAAAGAAAGAGGAAAUUAAACAAAGACAGAUUGAACAGGAGAAGCUUGCUUCUCUAAAGAAGAUGGAUGAGGAUAAGAAAGAAAAGGAUAAAGACAACAGAGAGAGGGCUCAGUCAAAGAGUCCAAGGAGGCGGAAGUCAAGGUCGCCAUCACCUAGACGACGGUCACCGGUGAAACGAGACAGGAAGCACAGUCCCUCGCGCUCCCCACGACGCAAGUCUAGUCCAGGUGGUACCAAUUCACCUCCACCAGCACUGAUGCAAUUGCCCCUGAAACCUGAGGAGCACCAUUUGGAACCUGAAAGAGCAGAGAGUGCCAUACCAGUGGCUCCAGUUGUGCAGGAGGCCCCUUCUACUGGCGAUGUUGAGGUGAUGAAAUCUGACUCUGUGGUUGAAGUCAAAGAGCCCUCCCCAGACAAGACCGUCAAGAAAGAGGAGAGGCCCAAGUCCCGGGAGAGGGAGAAGGACAGCAGGAGGGACAGGCCUCGGCACCGCUCACGCUCCCACUCCCGCUCUCGCAGACGACGCUCUCGUUCUAGAUCUUACUCCCCUCGCAGAAGACCAAGCCCUAGGAGGAGGAUGUCCCCUCGCCGUAGGAGCCCCCCCAGGCGUGGCCCCCAGAGUUCCAGACACAGGCACAGACGCUCCCCUGUCCGCAGGAGGCGUACUCGCUCUGCGUCAUCUUCAGGCAGCAGCUCGUCCACUUCUCGAUCACCUAAGAAGGCUGUGAAAAGAACAUCUCCAACACCACCUCGAAAGCAGGCAUGCCAUCCUGACGCCUCACUCAGCCCAUCAGGCAAGGACAGACGCUCACCAUCCCCACGAGGAAGGAAGGGCCGGGGCUCUGCCUCCCCAUCAAGAUCAUCUGGUUUAAAGCGAAAGCAGAAUGAUUCUCCAUCUGAUAAUAUCAAAGCCAGAGCAUCGGAGGGGUCUGAGUCAGAGGAAGAUAAAAAUGAGAAGGGGGCAACUGCAGACUCUGUGCAGCAGCGACGUCAGUAUCGCAGGACAAAUCGGGAAUCAUCUUCAGAUUCAGGAUCUUCCUCUUCAUCAGAGGAUGAGGGACCAAAGAGGCCAGCAGGAGGGCCAGGAGCCAGGAAUGGUGAGGUGAAGAGGAGGCGCAGCCACUCGGCCUCUCCACGGAGACGACACCGGGAUCCCUCUCCUAGGAAGAGACGUUCUCCUUCUCCGGGGGGACGCAGGCGUCGCUCCCCCUCUCCCCCACGCCGCCGCCGCUCUCCCUCUCCUGCCAGACGCAGGUCUCCAUCCCCACCUGUUCGUAGACGAUCUCCAUCCCCCAGACGGUACUCUCCCCCAAUCCAGCGCCGCUAUAGUCCCUCACCACUGCCCCCUCCAAAGAGAAAGCUGUCAGGCUCGCCCCAAAAGCGCUCUUCUCCAGGGGCAAAGCGACGCCCAUCCAGGUCCCCCAAGCGCAGGAGUUCUCCUGUUCAAAAGAGACGCACACCUCCCUCCUCCACAUCACCUCCCAGGCACAGGAGGAGCCCUAUGUUGUCUUCUAACCGGCCAAUCAGGGACAAGCGUUCCCCUGCUGCAGCAACUAACCGCCUCUCCCCAUCCCCUGCCAACCGCAGUCGCACUGCAAGGGCCUCCAACAGUCCUCAGGGGCGUUUUGAGACUUCCAGCGCCUCCCCUCCAAGCCAGAGGAGGCAGCAGUCCCCUCCCCAUAGUGGCAGACCCAUUCGCAGGGUGUCCCGGACUCCAGAACCACGCAAGAACCAGAGAAUAUCUUCGAGUCCUCCGCCUAUGAGGAGAGCAUCCUCCAGGUCAAGAUCAGUUUCCCCUCCACCAGCAGCUCAGAAACGCCCAGCCCCUGGCUCUGCCUCACCUUCACCUGCCCGCUCUAUUAGUGGAUCUCCACCCCCAGCCAAAAAAGCCAGCAGUGGCUCUGGCAGCCAAUCCCCGAGCAAGAACUCUGAUGUGGAGGCCGGGGGAAAGAAAAAGAAGAAGAAGAAGGAAAAGAAACACAAGAAAGACAAGAAACACAAAAAACAUAAGAAGCAUAAGAAGGAGAAGAGUGGCGGUGCUGGGGCCGGAGAUGGCCAAGAGAACCAGGGGAUAGAUGAGGACGCAGAUUCAAAAAAGGAAUCAGACAGUGAAGUAGAGGAUAGCCUGGAUGACCUGGAGAAGCACCUGCGAGAAAAGGCCCUGCGCUCCAUGAGAAAGGCACAAAUGUCCCCAUCACAAAUGUCCUGAGAACUGGGGCAUUUCACUCAAUGUCCCCCCCCCCCCCACACACACACACACACACACACACACACACAACUUCCAUUACCCUUUUUUGAAGUAUGUUUUUAAUUUGGUUCAGCUUUAGAAUGUAUAAACAACUUUGUCUUUUUGUUUCUGUUUAUGGAUUUGGUAUGUUCUGAAGAAUAGGUUUAAUUAAGAUUUCACUUUGAUGGAGGUUUUUUUUUUUUUUUAAGAACCCAUCGUGUAAUAUUAGUGUGUAUUAUCUAAACCGGUGAAAGUUUUUGUUGCUACUCUUUUUAAGUUAUCAAGGAAGGAAACGGUUUAAACACCAAGGUUUGCAUUGUGCAGGAUUUUAAAAAUUUCACACAACAGUAGAUUCCAUCAGAAAUUGAUUGCAUGUGCAGUGAUUGUCUCUGAUGUGCAUGACCCAUUGACCCAUUGGAGUGUAGACGGAAGCUAACAUUGGCAGCAUACUGUUGCUACUGCCUUUAUCAGUGGAUAUAGUGAGCCACUGCUAUUACUCUGUGCACUAUAAAGAUGGUUGUAACAGAAUGUCUUGUCCCAUUUUGUACUGUUAUAGAGGUGUUUGGCAUUGUUCGACCUUGCUAUUGUUUCUGGCUCUGAAACAGUCUUGUUUCAAGAUCGUUAUGGUCUGACCUAAUGCAGAGUAGUCUUUAAUUUUUCAAAUUCAUUGAUAUGCAGUUUUAUGUUAACACUCUAGAAUUAAGCCAAGCGUUUCUGUGGGAGUGUGAAAUGGAUUUAGUACUCCUGGCUUUUGUCAUCCUUUCAAAA
Lampris incognitus (smalleye Pacific opah) is the source of this 4003-nucleotide messenger RNA. It is a transcript of the gene srrm1, whose product is annotated as serine/arginine repetitive matrix 1. NCBI's taxonomy places the organism in Eukaryota, Metazoa, Chordata, Actinopteri, Lampriformes, Lampridae. Gene Ontology annotation, biological process: regulation of mRNA splicing, via spliceosome; mRNA processing. The record is from RefSeq and is a predicted model, not a curated record. The transcript has 15 exons. Bases 812 to 3217 code for a protein of 801 amino acids. Gene Ontology annotation, cellular component: spliceosomal complex. Gene Ontology annotation, molecular function: RNA binding.